Messenger RNA from Camelus dromedarius (Arabian camel), 5501 nucleotides. RefSeq names its product transmembrane protein 65 (gene TMEM65). The record is from RefSeq and is a predicted model, not a curated record. The transcript has 8 exons. Gene Ontology annotation, cellular component: mitochondrion. Lineage: Eukaryota; Metazoa; Chordata; Mammalia; Artiodactyla; Camelidae. Gene Ontology annotation, biological process: regulation of cardiac conduction; cardiac ventricle development. The coding region runs from base 499 to 1308 and encodes 269 amino acids.
CAGCGCGGCUGCUUUGAGGGCGCGGGAGCGGUACGGAGUGGGGACGAGGGCAGGCAAGAGGGUGGGAAAACCGGCGAGAGAGGAGGGCGGUGCCGGAGAAGGGCGGCGCGUGGCUGACUCAUCCCUCUGGAAGAUCAGACUGACAGACACAAACCCUUGCCGAAACCGCCCGCCCGCUCUGCUCCUCCUCGGCCGGGAGGCGCCCGCCCGCACCACCCGCCUGCCUUCUCCGUGAGCGCUCUCCCGGCCCGGCCGCCUCUGAGAAAGUUUUUGUCGUCGGGAGGGACCGGAGGCGCUGUGGGCCUUUGGGAAGGGAAGAGAGACGGAAGAAGAGGCUACAGUCGCGCGGGCCCGAGGAGUGCAUGGUGCCCGGCGUCUCGGCUGCCUGUCAAGAGGACAUCGGGGCGGGGUCGGGCUGAGCCCGGCUUCUUCUUCCCGCAGCCUCGCCAGAAAUCUCCCUCCCGGGCUGCCGCGGGGGUCCCCGCUCCUCAGCCCGCCAUGUCCCGGCUGCUGCCGCUGCUGAGGAGCCGGACCGCGCGCAGCCUGAGGCCGGGCCCGGCCGCCGCCGCGCCUCGGCCGCCGUCCUGGUGCUGCUGCGGGCGGGGGCUGCUGGCUCUCGCGGCCCCGGGCGGCCCCCGGGCGCUGGGCACCCACCCCAAGAAGGAGCCCAUGGAGGCGCUGAACACGGCACAGGGCGCUCGCGACUUCAUCUACAGCCUGCACUCCACCGAGAGGAGCUGCCUGCUCAAGGAGCUACACCGCUUCGAGUCCAUUGCCAUCGCUCAAGGUAUUUCAAGAUGUUCCAGUCAACUGACAAGGACUCCUCACAGUGUCAGAACUGUAGUGAUGAUGAGAGUAAUGCAACUAGCAAAUAGUUCUGAAAAAUUGGAAGCUGCACCACCUACCCCAGGACAGCUGAGAUAUGUAUUCAUCCACAAUGCGAUACCUUUCAUAGGGUUUGGCUUUUUGGAUAAUGCAAUUAUGAUUGUUGCAGGAACCCAUAUUGAGUUGUCUAUUGGAAUUAUUUUGGGAAUUUCAACUAUGGCAGCUGCUGCUUUGGGAAAUCUUGUGUCAGAUUUAGCAGGUCUUGGACUUGCAGGCUACGUUGAAGCUUUGGCUUCCAGGUUAGGCCUGUCAAUUCCUGAUCUCACACCAAAGCAAGUUGACAUGUGGCAAACACGUGUUAGUACACAUUUGGGCAAAGCUGUUGGGGUGACUAUUGGCUGCAUUCUAGGAAUGUUCCCUUUGAUUUUCUUUGGAGGAAGUGAAGAAGAUGAAAAACUGGAAAAGAAAAAUCAACUCUCUUAGAAUACCUAUAAAAAUGUAAACUAAUGUACCUCAAUUAUUAAAUAUGCUGUCACAACAUUUAGGAAUUAAGACAGUAACAGUGUAAUAGAUAUGGGAUCAAAUAAUUCAGCAUGUAUUCUGGAAAACACUAACUUAUUGUGGCUUGGUUUUCUUAGGAUCUUUUUAAAAAACUUUUGUGUAAAUUGUUGAAAUGCUUUUUCAUCAAUGGCAGUCAACAUUUUACCUUUUAUUUUUCUUUCUUUCUAUACCAAAAUACCAUUUAAGUAGAAGUCAUUGAUGUACUGUGCUGACUUGGGGUUUGGCUGUUUGUUGCUCACCACGUGUACGUGCAUGGAAGCCUUUCCUGUUGUUGUUGACGUUCCCUGUAGUUACGAUUCAACCUUAAGAUUUUUUCCAAAUUACUUAGGGUGUUUAAUAUCAGUUAAAGAUUUUUUUUUAACUCUUUUUUUGGCAACAUCAAUUUUGUACUGUUUCACAGUAAACAUUUACAAUCAUAUAAUUUUAAUCAUUUUUAAAAAAGCUUUUACAUCUAUUCAAAAUGGACAGAGACGUUAAGUAUUUUAUGUGGCUAUCACUCACUUUAAUUUUCUGACCUUACUGUCUCAAGAGCCAGAUAUUAAUCAGAAUGAAUGAUUUUUUGGUCUCCCUAUUACAUAAAACUAUGUAUGUUAACAAGUAUAUUAUCUUGAGUUUUUUUUUUACUUUUAAUUUCUCAAACUUGAAUAAUUACUCAGUGGUUUCUGACUCUUAAGGGAAAGAAAAUGACUAUUUUAGGGAAUUUUUAAUGGGGAUUGUAGAAUUAAGGUGAACUAAGUAGUUUGACAUGACGUUUGGAUAAUUAAGAGGCUAAAGAAUUUUUUUCACAGAAGUAGAAAAUGGUAACUGUUAAGAAGUUUUAUAGUAUAAGUGGUGAAGUUGAGGUGUGUUUGUAAGGUUGAUCAGAUACAAACUAUAUUGUUUGGGAAGAAUUUAUUUUUUCCCCUAAAAAUGGCUUCUCAUCUGAAUUGAAUGAGUUUGAGUACUCAUAAUCCUGAUGUUGUUAUAUGUUGUUUGGCGAAUUUAAUUUCUGAAUAACUUCUUUUGAGGUGAAAAAUAAAUAUUUUAUAUUUUGCUAUUUGCUAUAUAUAGCCUAGUAGUCAAAAGUUACAUGAAGAGAAACCCUUUCUCCCUUCUUGGUCCUUUUGUGUUUUUGUUGUGUUUAAAUCGUAUUCUAGAUUGAAGUUACUUAUUUUUAAUCUUAUAUAUCUGACUUAAGUAUAGAUGUGAAUCAUAAAUUUUAAUUCUGUGAACCCUUAAAGUUUGUUAGCAUGUGAUCUGUUACACGUGCCAAAAAAUUACUCUUAAUUGUAAGAGUAAUUAAAUACAUCAUGGAGGAGAAAAACAAAUUAAAAUUACUAUUUGGGCCACUGAAAUUAUGUAUUUUGCUAAAUAGAUGUAAAAGAAGGGAAACAUAAAAUGGCUGUAUUUACAGCUACCUUAUUUUAAAGUUUUAUUUGCACAUAUUUACUUUGAGCUCUUAUUUUCAGAGGAGCUAUUUUUUUCUCACAGCAGUUUGUCCUGAAUUCUCUUCUGUGCACUUCAAAAUAAUUUAAUGCUAUUCUUUAAUCAUAGAUUUAUGAGGGAAAAAUAAAUCAUACAAUAUAAAAAUAAAUAUAUAACAUUCUUAUUAUAUACAAAUAAUAUAACAUCUCUGAUCAAAUUAGAAUGAUAAAACUUGACAUCUUAAAUUGAAUUGUGGUUUAUAUCUUCUACAUAAUAGCACAGACACAUCAAAAAUUUUUUAUUAUUUCAGAUGAUAGGAUUAGAGUGGUUAUUUAAAAAAAAAAUUUUUUUGGAAAUGUUUAAGUGCUUUUGUCCCUAACUUGUAUUGCCAUUCUUUCUGUUUUCUAAGAACGUUUUUAUUGUGGUGCUUACAUUUUCUUUUUAUUAAUUAAAUCCCAUAUUCAGAAAACUUGCCUGUGAGUUUAGAAAGGGCUUUUGAUUAUUGUUUCUUUUUCUUUGCUCUUGAAAAUAACACAGUCCUACGGAAUCUCUUAGUUUAGCUGGGCAUCUGUAGACUUAUUUAAGGUGUAAACACAUGGAGUAUAUAACCUUUAUAUUGAAAAGCAUUUUAAUUUAUGGACAUGAUAAAAAUUUACAAUAUUCAGUUAAUUAGUUUUAAAAAAAUGGAGCCCUUUUGUCCUUAAUCUAAGGUAUGCAUUUUUUUAAGAUCUUAUUCUACACUAGUAUGGUGCUUUGCACAAAGUGACUUCUGAAAAAUGGUUCCCUUUAAGAUAAUGACUUCUUGUAAUCGUUGUUUCAUAUUCCUUGUCACGAAGAACCUUAUUGCAGAUUGAAACUGGAAUUCUUAUUUCUCCUAUUAGCUAUUUCUAUAUUGGGAGCACUAUAGCUAUGGUUAAAUGCAACAUGAGCUGUGUCAGUACUGUUCGUUUAAAAUUCAUAUUGUCUAUGUAUUAUGAUUUACAGACUUGUUGAUGCAUGUAAAUUGGGUGCAUUUUGUUGCCACUGUAUGUUAAAUGGUGACCAAUGUUUUUACAGAGGAACUGAACAAAAAAAAUAUCUUUUAAGAAAUUUUGGAAUGUGGUUUUGAUUUUAAAAUUUAAUUUUCUUCCUAAUCUCAGAAAACCCUGGUUAUUCUGUAGCUUAAGGAGAUAGGAUUGAUAAAUGCAGAUUUGUUACAGGAUUGUAGCAAUGUCACUGAAACAGUCAAAUGGAACUACUCACCACUUCCCUGAAGUCCACACUUGAUAAUAUGACGUUACAGAUUAUGAGAGAAGAGUGAUCCCAUAUUGAGAGAAUUUGACCUUUAAUAGGAUGUCAAAAAAACUUUAGAUGGGAAAAUUGGUGUAAAUUACAGUGACGGUAUUUACAGCAGAGAUAUCCAGGUCUUCUAUAUAAUAACACCUCAUUUACUUUACUCCCUUUCUCUAGAAGAUACAUUUCAAAAUUUAUCUUUUACAUCAAAUUUUUGUGUAAACCAUUUUGAAGUAAAUCUUCCUAAUUUUCGGAUUAUAUUUUCUUUCUAUCAUAAAAGAGUGUAUUAAAGGUAAUAGAAUGUAAUCUUUUUCUUAGUGGCUAAGCGCCUCUAUGGACAUUAUUAUUGUGCUGUAAUGCAGUACCUCCAGAAUCUGUUUUUUUUUUUUUUUAAUAGUUUUCAUUUUCUUCCCAUUUUUUUGCUGCUCUCUCUUCUGGCAGUUGUUCUCUCUAAUUUGCUGCUUCUUUGCUGUGUAGACUUAGAAACUAGAUAGUUUCUUAUAUUAUUUGGGAAAUAUUAGUAACUAGGCUAUGGAACCUGAGUAAAAUGGUGAUGGUGAUGAUGAGCAUAAUGUUAGCUCCCUUUUAUUAAGCAUUUAUUUGUUGCUAUGUACUGUAGUAUUUUACACACAUUGUCAUAUUUAAUCACUUUUAAUAACAAUGUUAAGUUGGUGCUGUUAUUAUUCCUAUUUCAUGUUGGGUGAAUUGAGACAUGGAGAGGUUCGUUUGCCCACAGAGUCGCUACUCAUAAGUGGAUAGAAUCUAGCUUUGUCCAAGUGUGAAGUCUGUGUCCUUAACUACUUAUCAUUGCAGUCAGGACAUAUAUAUAUGUAAAAAAAAAAAAAAUAUAUAUAUAUAUAUAUAUAUAUUCUCUGUUUAGGGCCCUUUUUAAAACCUAUUUGUGGAAUUAUUUUUCUCACUUAUAACUUAAGGGAAUUUUACUUAAAAUCUCAAAGCCCAUUUAACAAUCCUGUGUUUUUGGUUGUGUAUUAUGUGCUAGGAACUGUUCAAGGCACUGAAAAAACAGCCCGAGCAUCCCUAUCCUCAUGAAGCUUAUUCUGUGGGAGGCGUAAGUAGGGGAGGAGAGUACAGGGAAGCCAAUAUACACUUAAACAGGUGGUGAUAAGUACAAUACAGAUCAAUGAAACAAGGGGGUUAGAAGGUACUGGUGGUCAAUGUAAGGGGGUGGGGAGGUGUGGUUAUUUUAAUAUAGGGCAGUCAGGGAAGACCUGAAUGAAGUGAGAGCAUAAACAUCAUAUCUAGGAAGAGAAGGUACCAUGCUAGGUUCCAGAAAGUUGAUGUUAAGAAAAUCUCCAACAUAUGAAAUACAUUUCACUGGAAAGCAUUGUAAGAUAUUUUCUUGUUUGUUUUGUAUUAUUCAUGUUUUCUGGAUUAAGCCCAAAUAUUAAUAUUUAAAUAUUAAAAUGAAUACUAUUGCA